Molecule: messenger RNA, 3591 nt
Organism: Rhinopithecus roxellana (golden snub-nosed monkey)
Lineage: Eukaryota; Metazoa; Chordata; Mammalia; Primates; Cercopithecidae
Gene: KITLG
Product: KIT ligand
Exons: 10
Coding region: 198-1019 (273 amino acids)
Biological process (GO): positive regulation of cell population proliferation; cell adhesion
Cellular component (GO): plasma membrane
Molecular function (GO): stem cell factor receptor binding; cytokine activity
Source: RefSeq, a predicted model, not a curated record
CCGGGCUUCGCUUGCCGCCUCGCGCCGAGACUAGAAGCGCUGCGGAAAGCACGGACAGUGGAGAGGGCGCUGCGCUCGGGCUACCCAAUGCGUGGACUAUCUGCCGCCGCUGUUCGUGCAAUAUGCUGGAGCUCCAGAACAGCUAAACGGAGUCGCCACACCACUGCUUGUGCUGGAUCGCAGCGCUGCCUUUCCUUAUGAAGAAGACACAAACUUGGAUUCUCACUUGCAUUUAUCUUCAACUGCUCCUAUUUAAUCCUCUCGUCAAAACUGAAGGGAUCUGCAGGAAUCGUGUGACUAAUAAUGUAAAAGACGUCACUAAAUUGGUGGCAAAUCUUCCGAAAGACUAUAUGAUAACUCUCAAAUAUGUCCCCGGGAUGGAUGUUUUGCCAAGUCAUUGUUGGAUAAGCGAGAUGGUAGUACAAUUGUCAGACAGCUUGACUGAUCUUCUGGACAAGUUUUCAAAUAUUUCUGAAGGCUUGAGUAAUUAUUCCAUCAUAGACAAACUUGUGAAUAUAGUGGAUGACCUUGUGGAGUGUGUGAAAGAAAACUCAUCUAAGGAUCUAAAAAAAUCAUUCAAGAGCCCAGAACCCAGGCUCUUUACUCCUGAAGAAUUCUUUAGAAUUUUUAAUAGAUCCAUUGAUGCCUUCAAGGACUUUGUAGUGGCAUCUGAAACUAGUGAUUGUGUGAUUUCUUCGACAUUAAGUCCUGAGAAAGAUUCCAGAGUCAGUGUCACAAAACCAUUUAUGUUACCCCCUGUUGCAGCCAGCUCCCUUAGGAAUGACAGCAGUAGCAGUAAUAGGAAGGCCAAAAAUCCCCCUGGAGACUCCAGCCUACACUGGGCAGCCAUGGCAUUGCCAGCAUUCUUUUCUCUUAUAAUUGGCUUUGCUUUUGGAGCCUUAUACUGGAAGAAGAGACAGCCAAGUCUUACAAGGGCAGUUGAAAAUAUACAAAUUAAUGAAGAGGAUAAUGAGAUAAGUAUGUUGCAAGAGAAAGAGAGAGAGUUUCAAGAAGUGUAAUUGUGACUUGUAUCAACACUGUUACUUUCGUAUAUUGGCUGGUAACAGUUCAUGUUUGCUUCAUAAAUGAAGCAGCUUUAAACAAAUUCAUAUUCUGUCUGGAGUGACAGACCACAUCUUUUUCUGUUCUUGCUACCCAUGACUUUAUAUGGAUGAUUCAGAAAUUGGAACAGAAUGUUUUACUGUGAAACUGGCACUGAAUUAAUCAUCUAUAAAGAAGAACUUGCAUGGAGCAGGACUCUAUUUUAAGGACCUGCAGGACUUGGGUCUCAUUUAGAACUUGCAGCUGAUGUUGGAAGAGAAAGCACGUGUCUCAGACUGCAUGCACCAUUUGCAUGGCUCCAGAAAUGUCUGCUGACAAAACACCUAGCUUUAUUCUUCAGAUACAAACUGCAGCCUGUAGUUAUCCUGGUCUUCGCAAGUAGAUUUUAGCUUGGAUAGUAGGGGUAACAAUUUUUCUCAAAGGGAUCUAGAAAAAAAUGUUUAAAACUCAGUAGUGUCAGCCACUGUACAGUGUAGAAAGCAGUGGGAACUGUGAUUGGAGUUGGCAGCAUGUCAGCUUUAUAGUUACUGAUUAGUGAUAUGGGUCUGAUUUUGAUCUCUUCCUGAUGUAAACCAUGCUCACGCAUAUCCCACUAAACAAAUGCGAAUGGUUGCCUGGUUCCAUUUAUGCAAGGGAGCCAGUACUGAAUUAUGCCUUGGCAGAGGGGAGACUCUCCAAAAGAGUCAUCGCAGAAAGAAGUUGAGAACACCGAACAUCAGAACAGUCUGCUGAGGAGGACAUCGGCAUCCUGGGAAAGUCUGCCUUUUCCCUUGACCACUAUGGGGUGUAUAAAUUGUGUUUGCAAAAUAUGUUAUGAUGUGUUUAUACUCUAAAACUAUUACAGAGCUAUGUAAAGGGACUUAGGAGAAAAUGCUGAAUGUAAGAUGGUCCCAUUUCAAUUUCCACCAUGGGAGAGAAUAAAAAUAAAUUAUGACAUUUAGUAUCUAACAUUAGAAAACCAAGCCCACGUGCUAAUAUGGGUGUUGAAAACUAGGUUACUUGGAAUGCAAGGAAUGAGGAAACUUUAGUUAUUUAUAGUAUAAUCACCAUUAUCAGUUUAAAGGAUCCAUUUAUUUAAAAUCAGACACUCUAUAUUCAUUAAGCUUUUUGAAUUAAAAAUACAAAGAAAGCUUUAUGUAGUUAUGCAUGUCAGUUUGCUAUUUAAAAUGUGUGACAGUGUUUGUCAUAUUAAGAGUGAAUUUGGCAGGAAUUCCCAAGAUGGACAUUGUGCUUUUAAACUAGAACUUAUAAGACAUUAUGUGAAUAUCCCUUGCCAGUUUUUUUAAUAUUCAAGAAAACGUCCGAGUAAAGUCAAAGAAUGAUUUCUUAUGGUUUAUUUUGAUGAAAGUUCUUUUAACAUGUCUUGAAUGUACACAUAAAGGAAUCCAAAGCUUUCCAUUCUAACUUAAUCUUUGUGAUAACAUUAUUGCCAUGUUCUACAACCAUAAGAUGACAGUUUUCAGUGUAGUGACAUACAAGGGCAUGAAAACUAACUGCUAGCUUUCCUUUCAUUUCAAAAGUCCAAGAAUUUCUAGUAUAUUUAGAUUUUAGCUUCUGGUCAAAGCUAAUCCAGAUGCAACUCCAGUAAGUGGCCUUUGCUCUUUUUUGUACCAAAGAGCCCAGAUGAUUCUUACAGUCCCUUUCUUCUCUAAUAUGCUGUGGUUCCUUAAAUAUGAGUAAUUUCUCUAAGAUGUAACCCAGGUGCUUUGAGAAGCUGCAUUAAGGUGUUCAGGCCCUCAGAUAUCCCAUGGUACACUUGAUUAGUAAUAAAACCAGAGAUCAACUUAAUUGCUGAUAGGUCCUGUCUCGGUGUGUGGCAUUGAUUGUUUUCAGGAAAAUAGAGAUUAAUAUGAGUUAUGUGUAUAGGUCGUGUAUAGAUUGAGAAGAUAGAUACGUCUCAAUCUAGUAGUUUGAUUUAUUUAACCAGUGGUUUCAGUUUGCUUCAGCAUAUGAAAAUGCUGCUUAAUGUGCUUAAGAGUAUAAUAAAUGUACUUUUGUCCUCAAACCUAGUAGCUGGAUUUUAACACUCAUGGACUUGGUCUUAAUCAAUGGAAUUAAAUAAACAAAUUCAAUAAGUUAUUAAAUCUGACAUGGUAGGAGAGGGGAGAUGUGUCCUGCUUAUUAAAUGUAUUGGUCCAUUGAAAGUUACAUGGAUUGCCAACUUUUAAAACACUGAAGUUGAAUAAAAUGCAUGAACAAUAGAAAAAUGCUGAACGUUAUUUUGGAUGCUAGCUGCUUGGACAUUAACUGUGUCAUUUCUGCUUUGAGAUAAAAAUAUGUAUUUAUCUUUGCUUAUUUUAUCCCAGAUGUGUUCUGAAUAUCCUUCUUCAUAAAUCAUGAAAAACUCACUGCUGACAUAAGUAAACCAUGAAAUCGCCUUUUCAGUUGGUGCCAUGUAUCUGAUAGUUCCAUCUAUCAUCCAACGUUUCAAAAUUACCUUUUAAAAUGAUCUCAGAAGUCUGGGGCCGGGCGCGGUGGCUCAAGCCUGUAAUCCCAGCACUUUGGGAGGCCGAGACGGGCGGAUCACGA